UAGGUGAGGUCACACGUAAACACAUGGCCGUACGAAACAUUUUACCGUGUUACAUUUUUGGUGGAAGAAGUAUAGAGCUUUAUACACAUUCACGCAAUGAAAGUUAAAGUCCUCUCCAGGAAUCCGGACGACUACGUCCGUGAGACGAAGUUGGAUAUCCAGCGUGUACCAAGAAAUUACGACCCGUCCCUCCAUCCGUUCGAGGUGCCAAGAGAAUACACCCGUGCCCUGAAUGCCACCAAGCUGGAGCGCGUGUUCGCCAAGCCGUUCCUGGCUUCUCUGGACGGCCACAGGGAUGGGGUGAACUGCAUGGCCAAGCACCCUAAGAGCCUCUCCACAAUGCUGUCCGGCUCCUGCGAUGGAGAGCUGAAGGUGUGGAAUCUAACCAAACGUGAGUGUGUUCGUACACUCCAGGCCCAUGAAGGCUUUGUCAGGGGGAUGGUCGUCCGCUUCUGUGGCACCUCCUUCUUUACGGUUGGUGAUGACAAGACUAUAAAACAGUGGAAGAUGGAGACUCCUGACUACGGAGAGGAAGAGGAACCUCUCAAUACUAUUCUUGGAAAGUCUGUGUUCACUAGCAUCGACCACCACCAGAAGGAGGGGGUGUUUGUGACGUGUGGCCAGCAGGUGGACAUCUGGGAUGAGCAACGCAGCAGCCCCAUCCGCUCCUUCUCCUGGGGUGUGGACAGUUUCAGCUGUGUCCGCUUCAACCCUGUAGAGACUGAACUUCUAGCAAGUUGUGCCUCUGACAGAAGUAUUGUCCUGUAUGACAUGAGGGAAGCGACACCUCUUAAAAAGGUAAUCAUGAAUAUGAGGAGCAACACUUUGUGCUGGAAUCCCAUGGAAGCUUAUAAUUUCACCUGCUCUAAUGAAGAUUACAAUCUGUAUACAUAUGAUAUGAGGUACCUGGACAAGCCUUUCACCGUCCACAUGGACCAUGUCUCAGCUGUGCUGGAUGUAGACUACUCUCCAACUGGUAAGGAGUUUGUCUCGGCCAGCUUUGACAAGACCAUCCGCAUCUUCCCCAAAGACAGUGGCCACAGCAGGGAGGUGUACCACACCAAGCGCAUGCAGCACGUCAUCUCCAUAAAGUGGUCGUCAGACAACAAGUACAUCCUGAGUGCUUCAGAUGAGAUGAACAUCAGACUGUGGAAGGCCAAUGCUGCUGAGAAGUUGGGAUUGCUGGCUCCUAGGGAGAAGGCAGCUGUGAACUACAGCCAGAAGCUGAAGGAGAAGUUCCAGCACCACCCUCAGAUCCGCCGCAUCUCGCGCCACCGCCACCUGCCCAAGUCCAUCUACAGCCAGAGCAAGGAGCUGCGUGUCAUGAAGGAGGCUCGCCGCAGGAAGGAGAGGAACGUACGCAAGCACAGCAAGCCUGGCUCCAUGCCCGUGGUGACGGAGAAAGAGAAACAUGUGGUCACCGUUGUGAAAUAGGACGCCAGUGACCGUGUGGCGUUGGAGGACUGAAGGACUACUCUGCCUCUACAAACACUUGGGCCACGUUCAGACAUACACAGCUAGUUUGCAAAAUGUCGGUAUGUUUCCCAAACUGGAUUUCUGACAAACCUGGCCAGUUGGGAAAGAUACCAGAAUUUUGCAACCCUGCACACAAUGUUGUGGAUCGUUUCAGUUAUAUUCAUGACAUUCUAAUCUGCAAUGUUCAAAAGACUGCACCCUCCUGAACACACACCCCCUGAACACAACCCUAUCUAAAACUUUGAAAGAAUUCAUUCCACCUCUCCAAGGCUUGAUUACAAAAGAGAAAUAUGGGUCAAUAUUUUGAAGUUUGCUGACAUAAGUGUCUCAACUGUCAUGGUAAAACUUUGUACCCCCAGAUGAAGAUUUCAUGAAUGCUAUUGUUGGAACAUUAAUUUGGGGAUGAUAUUGUAUAAGAAUACACUAGAAAUCAAGAACAACAUGCGUCAAAUAUCACCAGAAAGUUUCUAAAAUAAACUAUCUUGAAAAUGUUUGUCCUCCCUACACCACCACAUACAUUCAGCUAUUGUUUACUGAUUCAGUAACCUUAGAUUGCAUGAUGCUGAUUGGUUGACUAUAUUGACAGUGAUUUUUGUAUUUGAUACACUGCUAAUAAAGAUGUGGUAUGAUA
This is a messenger RNA of Oncorhynchus nerka (sockeye salmon), 2107 nucleotides long. It is a transcript of the gene dcaf13, whose product is annotated as ddb1 and cul4 associated factor 13. The record is from RefSeq and is a predicted model, not a curated record. Gene Ontology annotation, biological process: maturation of SSU-rRNA from tricistronic rRNA transcript (SSU-rRNA, 5.8S rRNA, LSU-rRNA). NCBI's taxonomy places the organism in Eukaryota, Metazoa, Chordata, Actinopteri, Salmoniformes, Salmonidae. Gene Ontology annotation, cellular component: small-subunit processome; nucleolus. Bases 97 to 1434 code for a protein of 445 amino acids. Gene Ontology annotation, molecular function: protein binding. The transcript is spliced from 11 exons.